GGAAGCUCCGCGGUCGGUGUCCGGCAUCGGCGGGCCUUUGACUAACGUCAAACCAGCAUACCCCGCCCAUCUUUUUGCGCCAUCAGUUGGGUCCAUGACAUUUUUUACCAGGAAAAUGUUUGGAACAAUCCCGGCGGGAAAAAGCUACGAGGUUAUUUGACAUUUCAAAACCCCGACCUAAUCGACUAUCAACACCAAGAUGCAGCCCGAAACCAAACCUCAGGAAACCAGCGCCGAUGUCCGUUCGGGCCCGGCGGCGCUGGAGGCGGCGUUUCCGCAACAUGCACUUUCUCUAUCGUCGCGGGCGAUGCACGCCGACGACUACAUCAACAACCACCGUGCCGUCGCCCCUCCGAUGCACGUCAGCACCACCUACCGCUACAACGACGACCCGGAUAAGCUCAAGUACUGGGGCAAUGUAGAUCCAAACGCUCCUUAUGACUCCCAUACAUACUCGCGCGAGACGGCACCAAACACGACCCGGCUCGAGGCUAUCCUCACAUCCCUCCUGGGAGGGCCAUCGCUGGCGUACGGCUCUGGUCUCGCAGCCUUCCACGCCAUGCUCACCAUGCUCAACCCGCGCCGCAUCGCCAUAGGGGAUGGUUACCAUGGCUGCCACGGAGUCAUCCGUCUGAUGAACCGGCUCACGGGUGUGGAGCAACUAACCUUCGCUCCCGAGGACCUGGACAAGCUCCAGGCCGGCGACGUGCUGCACAUCGAGACCCCGCUGAACCCCACUGGCGAGGCCCGUGACCUGGAGCACUACGCCUCCAUCGCCAAGGCCAAGGGUGUAAUCUUGACGGUCGACGCGACAUUUGCCCCGCCGCCUCUGCUGGAACCGUUCGCUUUUGGCGCUGAUAUAGUCAUGCACAGCGGAACCAAGUACUUUGGCGGCCACUCGGACAUGCUCUGCGGCGUGCUCUCCGUCAGCCCCCAGCGCAAGUCCGAAGGCUGGUUCGAGAAGCUCUUCGAGGACCGCCUCUUUCUCGGGUCCGUCAUGGGGAGCAUGGAGGGCUGGUUGGGCGUGCGGAGUCUGAGGACGUUGGAGCUUCGCGUCGAGCGGCAGAGCAGAACCGCGGAUGGGCUUGUUGCUUGGCUGGCCUCGGUGACUGGGCAGGAUCCGGCCUCACCCCUGGGUGGCCUGUUGAGAAGAGUGCAGCACGCAAGCCUUCAGCCCGAGGCCGCAGACCCAAAUUCGUGGCUGCGAAAGCAGAUGCCUCGUGGCUUUGGGCCCGUCUUUUCCAUCUACCUCGACAGCGAAGAUCACGCCAAGAGGCUUCCCAGCAAGCUGCACCUGUUCCACCAUGCCACAAGUCUGGGUGGUGUCGAAUCACUAAUUGAGUGGCGCGCCAUGACAGACCCGAAUAUCGACAAGGCUCUGCUGAGAGUCAGCAUCGGUAUCGAGGCGCUGGAGGAUCUCAAGGCUGAUUUUCUUCAAGGAUUCCGCGCUCUCAUAGAUGAGGACAAGGCCAGAAGUUGAGGGAUAAAAAAUAAGUGAUAGUUCCCCAGAUGCUAUGGGGACGUGGAGAAACUGUAGACAUGCAUAGACCUGCUAAAACAUUUCGCAGUCUGCCUUGACAGGCAUGUAAUGUCGCGAUCUCCAGCGAGGACGACCGGCCCAUUCAUUACCAAGGGGAAUCUUGGAAAUUACAUGUUUAGUUAGCACUGUGCUUGGUAUCACGAGUUCGAGAGCUAUACAACUGCCUUGCAAAAGAACCAUGAAAUAUAAAAAAGGGAACAAUUGAGAUGAAUGAAUUAAGUAGAAACUAUGCAAUAUACUUUUCGAAA
Pyricularia grisea is the source of this 1788-nucleotide messenger RNA. RefSeq lists its product as uncharacterized. NCBI's taxonomy places the organism in Eukaryota, Fungi, Ascomycota, Sordariomycetes, Magnaporthales, Pyriculariaceae. The coding region runs from base 200 to 1480 and encodes 426 amino acids. Gene Ontology annotation, molecular function: carbon-sulfur lyase activity; pyridoxal phosphate binding. The transcript is spliced from 2 exons. The record is from RefSeq and is a predicted model, not a curated record. Gene Ontology annotation, biological process: transsulfuration. Gene Ontology annotation, cellular component: cytoplasm.